Molecule: messenger RNA, 3477 nt
Organism: Linum trigynum
Lineage: Eukaryota; Viridiplantae; Streptophyta; Magnoliopsida; Malpighiales; Linaceae
Source: the annotation of a GenBank genome assembly
CUUUUAGAACAAAAUUGACGAGGAAGUAAAACGGAAAUCCAAGCGCCGGUUUCACUGCCCCACUUUCUCAUUAUUCUCAGUGUCACAAUUCAGGAAAACAACCCUGAUUCAAGUUUCCAGCUUUCAUCUCAUUUCAUCAAAAUCCUUAUCAGAUUCAUUAUUCUUAAUAACUUCCUCUCGCCGCGGAUCUGAAUUCACUGCAUCGCAAAUCAUCGUCUCCAAUCGUACCGGGAAAGCUUGCGACGAUCCCCUUCCCGAACAAUGGAUCUUCCCACCACGGCUGCGCCGCUGGUUCGCUCUACCAUGGUUCGGAAGCUAACCUCCGUCUUGUUCGGUUAUCCUCCUUUCUCUUCUUCUGCUGCGUUCUUAAUAUAUAGAAGCUCGAUCUUGUGGUGUUCCGAAUUCCCAUCAUUGUAAUGCUCAACAGCUGGAGGUAGUCGAAGCUUGAAAGCCAGCAUUUCGCUGUUUCAUGUUUCCUUCCAGAUCACAGGACUGUAACAUUGGGGUCGAGCUUUGAUUGACGAGGAAUUUGGAAUCGGAGUUUAUCUCUUAGUUCCAUUUCUCUAGGAUGCAAUUUCUAAUACAGUUUCGGUCUAUAUGCUCCAUUGCAGGAUAAUGUUGAUUGACAUAGAGGUUCCAAGGGAAAUUGGUUCAAAUUGUAGAGGAUUAUAAGGCAAAAAUAAGUUAAGAUCGCAUUCAGGUGGCCUGCAGUGAUGCUGCCGAGUAGAUUCUCUUUGUUCGGUGGCGGCGGGGUUCAAGACAAGGGAAGAAGUUCUUCUGUUGAUGGCAUGAAAAGUGAGCUAGUGCCGACCUUUAAGCUUCAAACUGAUAGAGAUGUAUAUAGGCCUGGUGAUUCCAUUUUUGUUACUAUUGAGAUAAGUAAUCCCUGUGUUGGAGCUGCUCAACAAGGCAUGCCUGCAGCAUCACUCUUAGUUGAAAGGCUUGGGUUCGAAAUUAAGGGGAUAGAGAAGUUGGAUAACCAAUGGUUUGCUACUCCAAAGCCUGUCUCUGGAUCCAGGCAAAGAAGAGGUGAACAUGUUUUCAUGGACUGCUCAACAUCCUCACUAGUUUCCAAUCAUGUCGUAUCCUCUGGUGCUACCAAAACAUAUGUUAUUCGUACAGUUCUUCCAAGCACGAUACCUCCAUCUUACAGAGGUGCCACCAUUCGAUAUAUGUACUAUGUUAAGGGUAUGCUAUCUGCACGAUGGCUGAUACUGGACAAUGGCCACUCCCGGACGGAGUCAAGGAAUGACCUUAUUUUCCUAGAAGCUCGUAAUCCAUUGCAAGUAUGGGUGACCCAAAAAAACAAUGGCUUGACAGUGGAAGAAGGUCCAAGUGAGGGGAUUGUUCCAGCCAAUAUAAUUCAACUCGACGUAUACUGGAGAGAGAUGGAUGGGGAAUCUGAAUGGGCCAGAGCCAAUGACAUAGAAGAUGCACUUGAGGAAGGGUAUGAAAGCUCAAGGGAUGAAGUAUCAUCCGUUUCUUCUUACAAUCCUGGCAGAGAAAGUAUACACAAAACAUUUGGAAGUUCCUUAUCGUUGCAAUCUGCUUCAGCAAGGUCUCCUACUCCGCCACUCCCUCGGCUCUCCGUGGCUGAGGUUCUAUAUGACCCUGCUACAGAUUUAUCAUCUUCCGACAAGAAUUCUGCAGUUGCCUCCCCAAGGUUGCUGCAGAAGACUGCAAAAUCCCAUAUUGAAGAUGAGAAUGCAGGGGUAUCUUCUGCAGCUCCAGCAAAAACUGAUGAACCUGCUCCAUCAGAAGGCUUUAGUCGAGGAAGGUCAUAUAACAUCAGGAUGGAUGACCGUGUCUUGCUCAGAUUUUCCCCAAGGAAUUCUGACUCUACUUACUACUUCAGUGAUAUGAUUGGUGGAACUUUAACCUUUUUCCAUGAAGAAGGAGCGAGGAGAUGCUUGGAGGUUUCAAUAACAUUGGAAACUUCAGAGACUAUAAGUCGGCGAUCUGUUCAUCCUUCUCGUAAAAAUUCACCGACAAUAACGAAGGUUCAGAGUGAUCAUCAUGAGGUUGUUGCAGAUUUGCAGCAGACAAGCUUUCUUUUCUCGAUCCCCAUGGAUGGGCCGAUGUCAUUUUCCACGCCUCGUGUCGCUGUACAAUGGGCUUUACGAUUUGAAUUCUUCACCACCCCGAAGAAUGUUGACUGGAGAAGAUAUGAGCAUCCACUCCUGAUCGAAGGGAGAGACAAGAGUGACUGGGUUCUGCCUAUCAUAGUGCACGCAACUCCUCCAGCGGCUCAAGCAGCCCAUGCCCGGAAUGAGAAGCUGUUUUCUCUGGACCCAUUAUGGGUUCAGACUUGAAUUCAGGUAAUGCGAAAGGUUAGAACUGUCUCGUAUAUUCAAGCGAGCUUCGGGUUAUAAGUUACUGUACUUUGGGGCAACAAUUAGGUGUUCCUGUAGACCAGUCCCCUGGUUGAUUCUCAAGUCAGUAACCUUAAUGUGUUUUUUUUUCCCCGCUGCAGGGUGGUAUCGAUCUUCUGCAAACAUGACCCUCGAGAGCUACAGACAAAUCUUUCAGAUUCAGAUUGUGCAGUCCGGCUACUUACUGCAUUUGUCAUGUGGAAAGUCGCCUUCAAGAAGCCAACGCCAGUCGUCGGUCUGUAUAUCCAGUCCAGGUGAAAAUAGAAUCGGUUGCCCUUAUUAAACUUGAACCAAGAGAAAGUGAGAAAUGUUCAUAUAAUUUUGUAAACGUUAGCAAUGGCAGGAAGGAAGCCAUUCCAUUGGUUGGAUCCUUAGCCAAACAAAGGCUUCCUCUUCGUUUCCUACGUUGUUCUCUUUAUCCAGCUGGGGAAUGUAUUGCAGAUUUACAUAAACAGUUAUCCAGAGCUUCGUGUGCUUCCUUUCGCUUUUCUAUUAGAUGAUUCCUUUUCGAUAUAUACGAUUUUUUUUUUUUUUGUGUAACUAAAAUUCAUAUAAACAAUUGUCAAAUCCUCCCUCGAUUGAUACGUACAAACAAUCCAGAAUCACCAACAAGACAAUUAUUUAUUUUUAAUAAGUGGAGUUUCAGUAAGUCUUCCUUAACCGUAUACCAACCUAUAAAAAAGUAGUAGCUCAUCUGUAAAAAUCAUAAAAUCCACCCAUUAGAACCUCUCGUUUGUCCUACGGACGUUUCACGCUGUGUCAUGCCAUGUAUUAUAGAAAAUUGAAUGGGAAGUAAAUCAAGGACACAAGACACGAAGAUUUACGUCGUGGUUUACUCGGUUUGUUGCGAACGAGACUAAUCCAGUGACAAUGUAGACUCCGAUUUAGUUUUGUUUUUGUGUAUUCUUUCUUCUGCACAAUAGAUGAGCUCCUUUGCCUUCUAUAAGCCGAGCCCUAUUCCCUUAGUCACAUGACUAAGUCAAUCUCCACCCUUGCACCUCAUUAAAAUCCAAUUACUCAUAUUAAUCCAAUUUAAAAAAGGACAAUAUAGUAAUUGUAUAAUUAUUUAAUUUAUUAAUUUAUAUAAUAAACAAAGAUAAAUCAG